This is a messenger RNA of Bursaphelenchus okinawaensis, 2315 nucleotides long. Lineage: Eukaryota; Metazoa; Nematoda; Chromadorea; Rhabditida; Aphelenchoididae. The record is from the annotation of a GenBank genome assembly.
AUGAAGUUCAACGCGGAUCUGCUGAAGAAAGUGCUCGAUGCCAAGGUGCUGCCUGAGAAACACGGUCAAGUGAUUUGUGCGGAAUUUAUCAGCUUCGCCCACAGUCAAAACACCGUCACUCGCCAUUCUGCGAAAGUUUGCCCACAUUCAAGUGAAAGUAUCAUUGAGACGUAGGUUUUUACUGUGUUGUUUUACUGAUUUUGUGCGAUAGACUUUUUGUUUGGAAAAAGGGUGAUGAGAAGAGUUUGGUUAUAGAGACCUAACUAAGUUUGGUAUGUGAAAAUCGAAGUUUUGUUAUGCACUACACUUGCUUAUUUUUUAUUUAGAAAGUACACGAUUGAAGGUGAUGCUCUGGAACAACUUCGCUUCAUUUUCACUCCAAAGAAUCUCAACAUUUUAUAUGUUGAAGGAAAAUGGAAAGAAAAGUAUGUUUUUUAACAAAGUUGUAUCUUUAGCUUAAAAAUAAUAUACUUAUACCAGAUCAGCGGAUGCUCUUGAGGCAUCUUUUGAUCUGGACUGUGCAAUUUCAUGUCAUUUUGUUUUCAAUGUGUCAAUUUCAAUGCAAUAUUAUAAUAUAUAAUAUCAUGAGCUUGUGGCUGAAGUUCUCGCGCAUUGCUUUUAUUGUUUUAAUUUGGACCUCUUUUAUUGUUAAAAGUUUAUUUAAAUUAUUCAACUAAUAUGCUCGGGCCUACGAUUUUUAGAUAUUAUAUUUAUACUAUGUUAACGGAUAACCUGCGGCAAUUUUAUGACCUGAAGUUUGUAAUUCGAUGUUGUUUUAUUAUCAAUCAGCAAAUGUUUAUACAGUAUAAUAUUCAAACUAUUCGAUUGUUGUUAAUUGUGAUAUAUGAUGUUAAAAGUCCACAGAAUUAGUUUCCUUUUUUGACUUUAAAUUUUUCAGGCAUUACUUGUUAAAGCUGGACAGUACUCAUAAAAAGUUAAAGUCGUACCAGGAUUACAAGAAAGGAAAAGCUUGGCUGGUACGUGAUUACGUUUUGUACCAAAAAACUCCGGACGAAAUUCUAUUCUUCGCUCUUGACGGACGUUCGCAUAGUAUUGACACUGGUGUCUUUGACUUGAUAAAUGCUCUAGUUGUUGGCAGUACCGAGAGUGGCGACUUGUGGCUUCCGAAUCACACUUGUCGACACAUGAAACAAACUGGAACGGAAUACAAUAUUGUCGUUGAGAAGUGUCCAAAACCGGAAAAGUUGCUUCUUUCAUUCGUAAGUCAAUUUAAAUUUAAACUGCAGGGGUAACGUAGAUUAGUAUAAGGUAGGUCAUAGUGGGACAGGGUAAGGUAAGUUUGUGGGAAGUAGGUUAGGCUUGUGUAGUGUAGGGUAGGGUAGGCUUGUGUCGAAUAGGGUGGGGUAGAUUUAUGUUGAAUAAAGUAGAGAAAGUUUAAGUAGAGUAUAGUAAGUUUUUUACUUGUUUGUGCUAUAUUUUACAAAAUUUUAAUUUCAGUCUGCUCUAAAAAGAUUGGAUGCCGGUUUGGCUGAUGAUGAAGCAGUGAGCAACUUUUUUGCCUUGCUUUAUUACGAGUAAGUGGUUUUUACGGUUUUUAAUUUUUUGUUCUUUAAAUUAAUUUUUAAAAUUUUUACAUAAAAUAUGCAAUUUUGUUGUGAUUUUUGUAAAUCAAGGGUUUUAGGAAAGCCCCAGUCACGAAGAAAGUUGACACGAAGACCACGAUCGCUGGCAGUGAAACUACCUUGAGUCCGGUCACUGAGGAAGAUAUUCCGUUGGAUGAGGCUUAUUUGGAAACGUGAGUUUAGUAAUCAGGUCUUUUUUCUAGCUUGGGUAUCCUCUCCCCUCUCCCCCUCCCCCCCCCCACCCCUCUCCCCAAAAAAAUUUUUUUAAAAAAAAGUUGAACGUGGCCCCCCCCCCUGCGGAUUUUUAAAAAGUUUUUUUUUGCAAAAAAUUGGCUCAGGUGGAUUUUUAGCUCAAAAGCCCCCCCCUUCCCCCCCCACCCCCUCUCUCCUUCAAUUAUUUUUUUACAUAAAUUAAUUCUACCCCUCAUUUUAGGACACUGCUACCGACUGAAGCCUCAGAAGUGUCGAGCGAUGUCUGUGUGGAACCCUCACCGUGGAACAAUGUGUAGGUUUAUCACUGCCGUUUUGGUAAUAUUUGGCUAGUCUCUUGAGCAAUAUCAACUCUAAUCAACGUAUUUUAGGUGGUCAUUUUGGAUCCCAACUGUUCUGGCGUGUAUCCUUUUUUUGUCAACGAUGAUCUUCUUCGGCUUAUGUAGAAGAGAGUACAAGAAAAAGAAAAGAAGCGGAAACCAGUUUUUUGCAAACAUGUGCAAUUCAAUGAAUGCCAGUUAA